Dicrocoelium dendriticum is the source of this 207-nucleotide messenger RNA. The record is from the annotation of a GenBank genome assembly. NCBI's taxonomy places the organism in Eukaryota, Metazoa, Platyhelminthes, Trematoda, Plagiorchiida, Dicrocoeliidae.
AUGCUGUUCCACUCACCAAGGUUUAUGAACCAUGUGUAUAAUAAAGAUUUACAGUUGGACGAUGCAGUGCACGCAGCCAUACUCACACUAAAGGAGAGUUUUGAGGGACAGAUGACUGAAAACAAUAUUGAGAUCGGUAUAUGCAACGAGAAUGGGUUUCGCACCCUUACUCCAAACGAAUUGAAGGACUAUCUGGCCGCAAUUUGA